Molecule: messenger RNA, 1767 nt
Organism: Saccharomycodes ludwigii
Lineage: Eukaryota; Fungi; Ascomycota; Saccharomycetes; Saccharomycodales; Saccharomycodaceae
Product: M20 family metallopeptidase
Exons: 1
Coding region: 1-1767 (588 amino acids)
Cellular component (GO): fungal-type vacuole lumen
Molecular function (GO): metallocarboxypeptidase activity
Source: RefSeq, a predicted model, not a curated record
AUGACUGCUUCAUCAUCUUAUUUACCAAUUAGUGUUCCUGGUCCCUCGAGAAAAAAGAACUACUUAAAAAAAAUUAGGGGUCUUUUAUUAGUUGUUGUCGUUUUUGCCUCAAUAUUUUCUAUUUUCAUUAAAGAUACAUCUAAAAAAAAUAAUUUAAUUCCAGCGUUUAACGAUUGCGGUUUGUACUCACCAAUUGUACCAACAUUCAAAAAAUCAUUUGACCAAAUCUUGUAUGACAAAAAAUAUAAAUUGACAGUUGUUGAUAAAUUAACCAAUGCAGUUAGAAUUCCAACCCAAAUAUAUGAUGAAACACCACCACCAGAUUUAAAGUCUAAUUUAACAACAGAUCCUAACUGGGCUAAUUUCACCAAAUUUCAUGAUUUUUUACAGGAUAGUUUCCCUCAUGUUUUCAAAACGUUAAAAGUUGAAAAAAUUAACGGCUUAGGCUUACUAUUGACUUGGUCAUCAGAAACCACUGCCUCUGCACCACCUUUGUUGUUAAUGGCACACCAAGAUGUGGUUCCAGUCGAACCAAGCACUAUAUCUAAAUGGACCCAUCCCCCCUUUGAAGGAAUUUACGAUCCGGAAAAGGAUUUAAUAUAUGGACGAGGUUCCAGUGACACGAAACAAAUGAUAAUUAGUGAAAUGGAAGCCAUUGAAAAAUUAAUUAUUGAUGGCUUUGAACCAACCAAAAGACCUUUAUUAAUUGCCUACGGGUUUGACGAAGAAGCUAGUGGCACCUAUGGCGCGGCCCAAAUUAGUCAAGUCUUGCUUGAAAGAUAUGGUAAGAAUGGCUUAUAUGGAAUUAUUGAUGAAGGCGACGGUGUGGAACAAAUGGAAAAUGAUGGUGACUUUGUAGCUGUUAUACCAACUAGCGAAAAGGGAUACCUGGAUGCAGUCUUAAUUUUGAAUACCAAAGGAGGCCAUUCCUCGAUUCCACCAGACCAUACUUCAAUAGGAAUUAUGAGCGAAUUAAAUAUGUUAAUUGAGGAGUCUCCAUAUGAGCAAGUCAUCACCUUGGAUAAUCCUGCUUUGGAAAUGUUACAAUGUAUCAGUACAUAUUCCGAUUCUCCCAAUGACAAAGCCUUGAAGAACGCUUUCAAAGAUGGUCGCGUAUCUAAAAUCGGCAAGAUCGUGGAUAAUAUCCCAAAUUAUAAAUUUUUAUUCAAGACUUCUCAAGCUUUGGAUUUAAUGUAUGGUGGUGUCAAAUCCAAUGCACUACCAGAACAGGUUACAGUAUUAUUAAAUCAUAGAAUUGGUAUUCAUUCAACAGUUAAUCAAACUUUAAGUCACGUUUUAAAAAAUGUUUUAUUAAUUGCCAAGAAAUAUGAUUUCAGUGUUAAUGUAGAGCAUAAAAAUGGGACUCACAUUUCAGCACCUAGGAAGGAAGGUUCAAAUGGCGAAUUUGUUGUUCAGUUAAUGGAUCCUUUAGAGCCAGCCACUAUAUCACCAACUGGUGACGAUGAAUUGUGGAACAUUAUUGCUGGUACAGUAGUUAACACUUAUCAACAGCCAUUGUUUCAGGGAAAAAAAAAGAAUGGUACAGAUAAUAAAGUGUUGGUGACUUCAUCUUUAAUGGCAGGGAAUACCGAUACAAAAUCUUAUUGGGAUUUGACAAAUAGAAUUUAUAGAUUUAGAGGAUCUUUAACAUCAGCUGGAGAUAAAAAUGAACAUACAGUUGAUGAAACCACUGGUGGUUUAACGUUAAUGUCUGGAGUUGCCUUUUUUUAUCAAUUGAUUACCAAUGUAGAUAGAUUAUCUUCUUAA